Messenger RNA from Tinamus guttatus (white-throated tinamou), 1221 nucleotides. NCBI's taxonomy places the organism in Eukaryota, Metazoa, Chordata, Aves, Tinamiformes, Tinamidae. The record is from RefSeq and is a predicted model, not a curated record.
GCGAUCAGGGGAAGAGUUUUAGUGAGACUGUAGAAGAACUGAAAUAUCGCCGUUCUCUUAAAAUUGCCCUAGAUAUUCUGAACCAAAAUGACUCAUCCAGGCAAGUACCACCCUCAGAAGAAUCACCAAGUACACAAUUAUCCCAGAAGAACAGUACAAGAUCUCUCUCAUGUACCCCCUUAACUACUCAGGAUGCUAAGGCACAUGAAGAUAAAACAAAACCUUUGGAAUAUAGGACUAGUGACUUGGGUAAUAUGUCAGACUUGGAAAGUGUGAAUUGCAAAAGGACUGAGUCAAAGCCACAAAGAAAGCAGAAAACCGUCAAGCCCAGACAGCUGCCAAAGUCCCAGACAAAAAGUAAAUCCUCACUUAAGCCAAAGGAGGAGAAAAGCAAGCAAGAAAGUAAAAGGCCAAAAGGUGCAGGGUCGUCCAUAUCACAUGUUAAUGACUUGCUGAAAGAUCAAGUGCAUUCUCCUACUGAAAAACGUAAUCCUGUGCCUGUGUCCUGCGAGUCCAGCACGACAGUAUCUGUCAGACGAAGGGCAAACACCAAAGGUCAGCCUAGAAGGACAGCACUGGGUUCUUGUGAAUGUGCCCAGGAUGACUUGGAGAGCCGCAUCAGUAACGAGAGUGAAAAUCUAGCAAAGAAACUGGAUGGAAGAAAAAAGCCAGUGAAUUUAAAACGCAAAAAACAGGAGAUCAAUGCGAGUCCGUCUUCGUGCAGGAAAAGCAAAAGCAGAAAUGUCCCCGAGUCUUCACCUGGGCCUUCAAACCAUGGAAAUCUUUCUGAUAGUCUCCUGCCUAAGCUUACAGAGGAGGAAAACAAGAAUACUUCACACAUACUUAAGAAUAAAGUAAAGGACUUUCAGCUGCCUGACUUUGAGGAAGAUGAAGGGUUGGAGUCUUCUGAUAUGUCUUCAAAGGUAGGUUCCCCAGAGAAUCUCUGUCUUCUCUCAACUCUGGUAGAUGAGGAAGAGGAGGAGGAUGAAGAACUUCCUAGUAUUCUAUCUCAUCAAGUCAUAGAGCCACAGUCAAUUGAAGAAGGGAUUUUGGUCUGGUGCAAAUUACGAAGAUAUCCAUACUGGCCAGCAGUGGUAAAAACACUGAAGCGGAAACACAGAAAGGCAAACGUGCUGUUGAUAGAAGGGAAUACAAAUGACAAGACAAAAGGGUAAAUGCGGGUUUUGCUUAGAUUCUGAAUCUUGGGUUUCUAUUGGGCAG